Paracoccidioides lutzii Pb01 is the source of this 489-nucleotide messenger RNA. RefSeq lists its product as hypothetical. The record is from RefSeq and is a predicted model, not a curated record. Gene Ontology annotation, biological process: carbohydrate metabolic process. The transcript has a single exon. The coding region runs from base 1 to 489 and encodes 162 amino acids. Gene Ontology annotation, molecular function: hydrolase activity, hydrolyzing O-glycosyl compounds.
AUGGUGGAUCCUGCGGUAUCAUAUCCGGAUAACAGAGCAUUCAACCGGGGUAUGGAACUGGAUAUCUUUUUGAAAAGAUCUGAGGAUUCAGUCUUUAAAGACACGACUGAAGGAUUUCACGUUCGUGCAGUAAUUUCUCUAACAAAUGGAAUGUGCGUUGUGUGGUCUGGUGACAGCUUUUCCGGACUGGCUCCAUCCAAACAUUGGAGACUACUGGACCAACUAAUUCUCGAAAUUUUCGACCCCAAAAAGGGUGUAUCUGAUGGUCUAUGGAUUGACAUGAACGAACUGUCCAAUUUCUGCGAUUUUCCCGGUGAAGUAACCUGGAAAUAUCGCAGACCUAGGCCACCUGCCGUGCGACCGAACCCCCCACCCAUUGCAGGGCCUUUGCCACAUUCAAACCGAUCGAGUGCCAAUGUAAAGAGAGCAGAUAACCACGGCCAUAAAAAUGGCACUACCAAACAGCAAACUUAUCUACCCUCCAUAUAG